This is a messenger RNA of Malurus melanocephalus (red-backed fairy wren), 1288 nucleotides long. It is a transcript of the gene TMEM123, whose product is annotated as transmembrane protein 123. The record is from RefSeq and is a predicted model, not a curated record. Gene Ontology annotation, cellular component: cytoplasmic vesicle. NCBI's taxonomy places the organism in Eukaryota, Metazoa, Chordata, Aves, Passeriformes, Maluridae. The transcript has 6 exons. The coding region runs from base 60 to 623 and encodes 187 amino acids.
GCCCCUCGCYCGCAGCGGGCAGACCGCGCCCGGCCAGCUCGGGCGGCCCCUCCGCGGCCAUGCGGCUCCUCGGCGGCGCGUCCUGCGCCCUGCGGACCCUGCUGCUGCUCCUGCUCGCCCGCGGCUCCCGAAAUGAAGCCACAAACAGCACCACACCCCUUACUCUGAUUCCAGGCAAUGGGUCUCCAGACAAUAGCAGUUCAUCCAGUGUCAUUGCAUCAUCCACACAAUCUACAGCAACGUCUACAGGAGGUGCACCCACCAGUACUGCUCAUCUGACCAGUAGCAGUCAGGCCAACACCACCGCUGUGCCUGUGACCCUGACGACUCAGKCCACCAAAACCAGCCCCACAGUAACGCCCACCACAGCCUCACCAGUCACACUGCCACAAACCAACAUCACCGUGGUGACCACGUCUAAGACUUCUUCCACUUCUGUAACAGCCACAUCAAAAUCAGAGGGUGUUGUGACCAAAACUUCCAGAUUCGAUGUGGGCAGUUUUGUAGGUGGCAUUGUGCUGACUCUUGGAGUCCUGGUUGUUCUCUACAUUGGAUGCAAAACUUACCACUCUAGAAGAGGCAUUCAGUACAGAACCAUUGAUGAACAUGAUGCCAUCAUUUAAAGAGACUUCAGGGAAGACAGUGUUGGAAACCCACCCUGUCACAGCUGUUGCAGCUUCUGAAAGAGUUUCUUUCAUAAAGAUGAUCACAGUCUCUAAACCUGUCGUGGGUGUUAUCCUGCAAAAUGUUGAGAAGUUUUUUAAACAUCCUGAUUUUUUUACAUUGGCUUUCAUAAGAGGAACUCAGCACUUUGUAGAGACAGUAUUUUCUUUUUCCAGUGCUUGUAACCAGAUUUAAGGAAAAUCACAUUGAGUUAUUUUAAGGUACACACACAGCUCUCUGAAAUAGCUAAUUGCUAGCACAGGCAAUUGCAUCAGUGCAAUUCUAAGUAAGUUCAGGGGUUCUUUUCUAAAACUUUGUAUUAAACUGUAUUUAUUUUGAAGUUUGAUGUGAACUUUAGUUAAGAAAUUUCAGAUUUUGAAAAACUCAGUUAUUUUUAGUAGGCUAUAAAGGAAGUGUGGUUAGAUAAUUGUAUAGAUGGUGAUAAUGAGUACUCUUAAAUGUCAGUCACUAGCUUGCCAGUGACCUGGCUGUAUAAGGAGAAUAGCUGCAGGAAACAUGGACAGGCUGGAGAUCCCCAUCCAUAACCCUUUUCUCCAAAAGCUGCUUUUUUUCUAGCAUGUCCUAAUCUAGCUUGUGUAACUGAAGAUUUAAUAAAAAUGGAAAA